Megalopta genalis is the source of this 4777-nucleotide messenger RNA. It is a transcript of the gene Inx3, whose product is annotated as innexin 3. The record is from RefSeq and is a predicted model, not a curated record. Gene Ontology annotation, molecular function: gap junction channel activity. NCBI's taxonomy places the organism in Eukaryota, Metazoa, Arthropoda, Insecta, Hymenoptera, Halictidae. Gene Ontology annotation, cellular component: plasma membrane; gap junction. Gene Ontology annotation, biological process: phototransduction.
CUCUCGGUUCAGUCGUUGUUCGAACGCCGGGCCCCGACGUCGCUCGGCUUCAAACGAAUCCCCGGACCCUCGACGAUUCGAAACAACAACGUUCCGUUUCCGCGUACGGCUCUGACCGAGACGGGAACAAAAGAAGGAGGGAACCCCGUGACGGAACAAACAAGACGGGAAACGGUGUGCGAGAAUCGGAGACGCGCGAGAAUCCAUCAUCAUCGUUUUCUCUCUCUCGAUUCGGGUUUUGGCGACCGCGUCGAACUGGGAACCGUGUAUCGAUUACGGAUCGUCGGUGAGAGAGAUCGACAGUCGGGGGAAAGAAAAAGGUGAGCCGUGUGAGAGUUCGCCAGGAGAAAGGAGAGGGGAUCCCGUGUGAACAAGAGAGAAGAGGCGAGAAAGAGAAUUUUUCGGGGAACCGCGGCGACGCACACAGCCAGGCGCUCGCAGGACGAAGAAAAAGCUCGAUCGACCAAUAAGCGCGUGGUUCGCGCGCGCGAUUGGCCCGUGGGAAUACAAAACGAGCAUUAUCGGCCGAGUCCUAGCCUCGCUCCUCCGCUCCGUGGAUUUCGGGAACGGGUUUUAGCCGGCCAGCGCUGAUCUCGAGAAAGAGGCGGCGUAACCGAGGAACACUAUGGCGGUGUUUGGCUUGGUCUCGGCUGUGGCCGGGUUCGUCAAGGUACGGUACCUCGUGGACAAGGCGAUAAUCGAUAACAUGGUGUUCAGGGCCCAUUACAGAAUCACGUCCGCGAUUCUGUUCGCCUGUUGCAUCAUCGUGACCGCCAAUAACCUGAUAGGCGAUCCGAUAAACUGUCUGAGCGACGUAGGGGUGCCGGAGAACGUGAUAAACACGUACUGCUGGAUCACGUACACGUUCUCGCUGCCCGAGAACCAAGCGAAGCCCGUCGGUACCCACGUGGCCCAUCCCGGCCUCGGACCCGACGUCGGAGAGAAGAAGUACCACUCCUACUAUCAGUGGGUACCGUUCAUGCUGUUCUUCCAGGGCAUUAUGUUCUACGUUCCGCACUGGAUAUGGAAGCAAUGGGAAGAGGGCAAGGUCCGGAUGAUAUCCGAGGGCAUGAGGGGAGCUAUGGUCGAUAACAAGCUGGAGCGAAAGGUGAAGUCGCAGCGGCUGGUCAAGUACAUCGCCGACACGAUGCACCACCACAACACCUACGCGGCGGGCUACUUCUUCUGCGAGGCGCUCAACUUCGUUAACGUGGUCGGCAAUAUAUUCUUCGUGGACACGUUCCUGGGCGGCGCCUUUCUGUCAUACGGCACCAACGUGCUGGAAUUCAGCAACAUGAACCAAGAAGAUCGCAGCGACCCUAUGGUGGAGGUGUUCCCCCGCGUGACUAAAUGCACCUUCCACAAAUUCGGUGCCUCCGGGACCAUCCAGAAGCUAGACGCCCUUUGUGUCCUCGCCCUGAACAUUCUCAACGAGAAGAUCUACAUUUUCCUGUGGUUUUGGUUCAUUAUUCUGGCGGCGCUCUCCGGGAUCGCGCUCCUUUACAGCAUGGCGGUGGUGCUGUUGCCCAGCACUCGGGAGACCAUUCUGAAGAAACGCUUCAAGUUCGUCACGCCUGCCGCUGUCAGCAUGCUCAUUAGGAAAACACAGGUGGGCGACUUCAUGCUGCUGCACCUGUUGGGCCAGAACAUGAACAUGAUGAUGUUCAAGGAGGUGCUGGACGAGCUGUGCCGCUCGAUGAAUCUGGGCUCGACGAGCGAGGCGUCGCCGACGUCGGUGCCGUCGGCGCCUAGCACCCUCGAGAUGUCGCCCAUCUACCCGGAAAUCGAGAAAUACGCGAAGGACACCGAGAUCUAAUCCCGCCGCCAGUUCCCGCCGCAUCUUUCGCCCAUCCUACUUCUCUCUAUUGUGAUAAACGCCGAGACGGUCGGAUAUUCAUUCGUCACCCGAGGAAACAAUAACUCUCGUCGGACGUCAGGACGCUUGCCACAGAAAAAUCGACCCGCCGACAGCCCUAAACGACAACUCUUUGCCAGCUCUUCCCGAGAAACAUGGCCGAUGUCUGCGCGGCUCCGAACCUCUUAUGUAAUCGCGUAAUCAUUAAAUCGCUAUAUUUCCGGGCGACGAAUUUCCGACAUCUCGGGGAACUAAUGGCACACAGAGAUUCUUAGGCCUAUGCUCGGCCGACGUCGUUUGCCUUCAUUCUCUUCAUAGUUGUAAAUCGCGUCCGACGACUUCUAAGGCGACUUCUACGGCAUCGGCGACCAUAAGUCCGUGUGAAUGGCGUCCCUCCUACAUAUUGCGUUCACAUUCCAUUCGCAUUACUUUUCACUGUGCCCGGGGGGAGCCGACGCCAUUCUCAUCGAUCAUCCCCAGCGAAAUUCUUUGCGACUCUGCCGUCUCUGCUCUGCGAGCCAAAAAUUGUACUCCGCUCGCACACGGCUUGUACGAAUUGCGUGGGUGUUGCUUUUCAUCGACGCGCGCGGAUUUCUCUGUGAAGCGCGAUCUAAUAUCCUGGCAAGCCGACCCUUUCAUUUGUGAAUUGCAUUUUUUUGCUUCCGAAGGCUUGUAUGUCUGCGGAAAGAAUGUUUAUGAAAAGAGAGAAAACAUCUGAAUUAAGAAUUUACGGGACACAAUUAUUUCAGAGAUGAAGAGCAGUUAUUUGACCGCGGAUUUUUGUGCCAGAUAAAAGUACGAUCAUUCCUUUUCUUAAUCGUUUUCGUAAAUGAUGAAAUAUCGCAACUAUGUUCUUAAAUUCUAUAAAUGGUUCUACCAAUUUGCAUUUGAUCUAUUCGUUUUUCUCGCAAAUGCAUAAAAUCCGUAGUCCCGUAAUAACUUUCUAAAACAAUGCAUAAAUGAGGGGUGGCUUCUAAGAGUCCUCUCGGAAAUGAUUACGUGAACAGAAACCGGCGUGCGCCCGAUUUCUCUUUCAUAUCAGUGCUUCCGAGGUUCGAAAGAAAUGUUAUUAGUUUGUAACGAUACAAAUGUGGAGGGGUCGUUAACAAGGGUUGCGACAGUGAUACGCGUAAAGGUGUCUCGCAGGCGUGUAAUUGUCAAGGUUUUUUUUCCUUUCUUCAUUCUGUAUCUCGAUAUGGAUUUAUUUAAUUGUUCAGACGCGUAAAAGAUAUGCGUGCGAAGGUUUUCACGCAACGAUUGUUUUUUUCUUCUGAAGCGUGCCUACUAGAGACGAGAGAAACGAACGAAAACGUUCGUUAGCGAUCAGCGUUUGCGUGUAAUUGGUGCAAUUAUCCUUCGAACGAAGACAGGUUAGAGUAUAUAUAUAUAUAGAGAGAGAGACAUAUAUAUAUAUUAUAUAUAUAGAGACGCUUCGCGAUGACAGUUUCAUAUAACAUUGGAGAUCAGGAUUAACAAAAAUCUUGUGAAUAUAAAAAUGACAGUCGAGAGAUUCGGUAGGAAUGGUUCGCAGUUUCUACUUACCCGCGAAAUUGUAUAAAGAGUCGAGCUAUGCUACUCUAAUCUUUUCCAUUAGGACAAUUCGUUUAAAUCAAAGAUUCAGAAUUAUGUCAUAAUCUUGUUCGGAUUAUGUUUGCCACGUCCGUAGCGUGUUUUGCCCGAGAAUAGUAUAUAUAUGGCCUCUGUAGCGUCGCGCCGUUGUUCUGCCGUUCUAUCUUCACCACUUUGCGGCGUAACGAGUUGCGAGGUAACAGCCUUUCAACAGACUAAAUUUUCAGAUUAUACGAACGCCACGCUACGGAUCUAAUACUGUGUGUGCGAAACGAAGCAUAAUAAUGCCGGUGGCGCGUGUUUUGCUCACGUCUCUCGAAUCGCUCGCGAGAAUGAUAUACAAUGCUGCCGCUAAGUAUGCAAUGACAAUACUACGACAAUAAUAACUAUAUGAUUACUGUGCGCGGAUGACGAGAUGUCCAGACGGAGGAUCCUUUGUCUGAUUGGUUGUUACAGACCUCCGCUAUUGUCUAACACCCGGUUGCCACGCCCAUUGUCGCUAUUGGUCGAAACUAACAAGCAACCACUAACACAGAGAACGUUGAUCGUUGGUGUAGAAGGAACCGGCGGAGUCUACAACCUUCACCUGGAGCUGUGUUGGAGGAGCUAAUCGCGCGAAGACCACGCCUACUAGUACGAAAAUGUCAGUAACAGGUUCAGAAGGGGCCAAUAGUAUCUGAAACCUUCAUUCAAAUUUAACUUUGACCCUUCUGACUGAUUUCUUUUACACGGGAAAUUUUUUUAAAGAUAUGCAGUGGCGUGGGAGGCGCUAAGAACGGUACCUCAGUUCGCUCAUGUACCGCCCACUAGUACAAAAAUAUCAGGGAUGGGAGAAAGGGAUCUAAAUUUAACCCUUCUUAUCCUUUAUCUCUUACAACCGAGGUGAAUUUUUGGAAAUAUGUCAUCGAAUACACGCGGGAAGAGCUAACGACCGUAGGGGAGGAGCUUAAAUGGCCCUGUAACGCCCACUCGGCAACUUGUCGGCCCCGCACAGUACUUGAUAGCUCUUUUUUUCAUAGUUAUACAUUACUACUACUAUUAGUCGAGUUUCAAGUGAUAUAUUUCGAUAGAUUUUUAGUUUAAGGCGGACGAAAGAGAGAGAUAGUUGUAAUAGAUGUAAGGAUUGUUCGCAAUGUGCCUUUUCUGUAGGAUUACAGAGUACUCUAGAGCCUAGACUACAAACCCCUAACCCCCCCUUCGACACACGUUCAAAGAAAACGAAUGCUCACUUGUAAAGAUUGCGCUGUAGUCAACGCGAAGACUGCCAACAAGUGCAACGUUAGACUGUAAGCGGGAGCAAGAGAAAGACAGAACGGUUCAAUUUAUAGAAUAAAGUAUACUCUUUCUAUGAGA